This is a messenger RNA of Fusarium proliferatum ET1, 348 nucleotides long. RefSeq lists its product as uncharacterized. The transcript has 2 exons. The record is from RefSeq and is a predicted model, not a curated record. Lineage: Eukaryota; Fungi; Ascomycota; Sordariomycetes; Hypocreales; Nectriaceae. The coding region runs from base 1 to 348 and encodes 115 amino acids. Gene Ontology annotation, cellular component: nucleus. Gene Ontology annotation, biological process: regulation of transcription by RNA polymerase II. Gene Ontology annotation, molecular function: RNA polymerase II cis-regulatory region sequence-specific DNA binding; DNA-binding transcription factor activity, RNA polymerase II-specific.
AUGGAUGAUCAAAAGUUCAAAGAGUAUCCUGUUACUCGUUUGAAAAAGAACGAGUGUAUUGAGAAUGGAAAGUUCCUUUGCAACAAUGCGGCCUGUCAAAAGAUCUUUGACAAAAACCGCGACAGGAAUAAUCAUCUUAGAACGCAUGAAAAGCCUUUUCAUUGUUCCUGGCCGGGGUGUCAGGCCAGGGCUUCAUGGAGGAAAGAUAUCAUUCGGCAUUAUGAUAGUCAUUCUUUGCAAAAGAUCAUUCCAUGCCUACAAUGUGACGAGACUUUCACAAGGCCUGACAACCUCAAGAGACAUGUCGAGGAAAUCCACGAGGGGAAAAGAAGAAAGCAGAGGUUUUAG